Cheilinus undulatus (humphead wrasse) is the source of this 4797-nucleotide messenger RNA. It is a transcript of the gene cherp, whose product is annotated as calcium homeostasis endoplasmic reticulum protein. Gene Ontology annotation, cellular component: perinuclear region of cytoplasm. The record is from RefSeq and is a predicted model, not a curated record. The transcript has 20 exons. Gene Ontology annotation, biological process: RNA processing; intracellular calcium ion homeostasis. The coding region runs from base 156 to 2918 and encodes 920 amino acids. Gene Ontology annotation, molecular function: RNA binding. Lineage: Eukaryota; Metazoa; Chordata; Actinopteri; Labriformes; Labridae.
CCGGUGAACCACACUUCCUGUGGAAGUUCCAGGGCAGCCAAUUUAAUUUUUGUUUUCUUGACAAUUUUAUUAAACCGUUCACAGGCAUAAAAUAUUAAUUGAGGAAUCUUGAGUGUUAUCUGUUCAGCGGGUUCGCUGUAACUGUAACGCCAAACAUGGAUAUCCCGAAUCCCCCCGAAGAUCAAGAACUGAGGAAUGUCAUUGACAAGCUGGCUCAGUUCGUUGCUCGAAAUGGGCCAGAGUUUGAGAAGAUGACAAUGGAGAAACAGAAGGACAACCCUAAAUUCUCCUUUCUCUUUGGGGGGGACUACUUCAGCUACUACAAAUGCAAGCUUGCUAUGGAGCAACAGCAGCAUCCCUCUACCCAUGACGGGGAGGAAUAUAAUUCUGAAGACAUGUACAACCCUGGUGCUAAGGAUGUGGUUGAUAUCCCUCCUCCAUCAAUGCCAGUAAUUGCCCCACCUUCAAUUCCUCCACCAUCUGGGCCCUCUAUUGAUGAGCUUGUUCAACAGAGCCAAUGGAAUCUGCAGCAGCAGGAGCAGCACCUUCACACUCUCAGACAGGAACAAGUGACUGCAGCCAUAGCUCUUGCUAUGGAGCAGCAGACCCAAAAACUCCUGUUGGAAACUCAGUUAGACAUCACUGAGUUUGACAAUCUAUUGCAGCCCAUCAUUGACACCUGCACCAAAGACGCUAUCUCUGCUGGCAAGAACUGGAUGUUUAACAAUGCCAAGACUCCACAGCACUGUGAACUGAUGACAUCACAUCUUCGCAACCGCAUCACUGUUGAUGGAGCACAUUUUGAGCUUCGCUUGCAUCUGAUCUAUUUAAUGAAUGAUGUCCUCCACCACUGCCAAAGGAAGCAGCAGAAGGACUUGUUGGCAGCCCUACAGAAAGUUGUUGUUCCCAUCUACUGCACCAGCUUUCUGGCAGUAGAGGAGGAGAAGCAGCAGAAGAUCACAAGGCUGUUACAGCUUUGGGAGAAGAAUGGGUACUUUGAUGAGGAGACCAUUCAACAGCUCCAGAAUCCAGCACUGGGACUUGGCCAAUACCAAGCCUCUCUGAUAACGGAGUAUGCAGGGGUGGUACAGCCAAUCCAGCUGGCCUUCCAGCAGCAGAUUGCAGCUUUGAAGACUCAGCAUGAAGAGUUUGUUACCAGCCUAAAGCAGCAGCAGCAGCUGCAGCCUGCUCCUGUAGCACCACUAGCUGCCCCUGCUGAGCCUGAAAAAGCUCCACCUAUGACCACACAAGCUGGUGAUGUGAAGCCUCCCAUGUCAGGUCCUCCUCCUGGGGAGUUUGAUGGAACGCCAUCCAGACCACAGGAUUCGAGCAACCCCAGUGGACCCUCAGAGAUCCCCUCCAACAAGCCUGCAUGGUUUGACCCUCAGCACAUGGGCCCCUGGAACCCUAACCAGCCACCUCCUUUCGACCCUAAUCAGCCUCCUCCUCCUUGCCCUCCUUGGAACAGCCAUGAAGGAAUGUGGAAUGACCAGAGGGAUCCUGGGAGCUGGAGUGGGGCUCCACCCAGAGAAGGAGGCCCAUGGAGUGGUCCAGGUGGCCCUGACCAAGGCCCUCCAUCUUGGAACUCAUUUGACCAGCAGCCACCUUGGGGGAACCAGCCUGAUCAACCUCCAUGGGGCCAAAGGGAGCCUCCUUUUCCUCCACGCAUGCAGAGACCUCCACAUUUCAGGGGACCUUUCCCUCCGCACCAGCAGCCACCUCCUUUCAAUCAACCCCCUCCACCCCCACAUAAUUUUGGACGUUUCCCACCACGCUUUAUGCAGGACGACUUUCCACCUAGACACCACUAUGACAGACCACCAUACACCCCACACCGCUUUGACUACGCUCAGGGAGAUUUUCCUGGAGAAAUGCCAGGUCCUCCUCCACAUCACCAUCCCAAUCAGAGGCUUCCUCCACCAGGUAUGGGGGCUGAACAUCCACCCUGGGGUGGAGGGCAGCAUCCAGAUUUUGGCCCUCCCCCACAUGGUUUCAAUGGUCACUCACCUCACAUGCGCCAUCGCCAUCAUCCAGUACAAGAUGACCCAAGUCUGGUGCCGAAUGUACCCUACUUUGACCUGCCUGCUGGUCUCAUGGCUCCAUUAGUCAAACUUGAAGACUGUGAUUAUAAACCUUUGGACCCAAAAGACAUCCGGUUGCCUCCUCCGAUGCCACCUAGUGAUCGGCUGCUAGCUGCUGUUGAAGCUUUCUACAGUCCUCCAUCCCAUGAUCGACCUAGAAACAGUGAAGGAUGGGAGCAGAAUGGCCUUUAUGAGUUCUUCAGGGCCAAGAUGAGAGCCAGGAGGAAAAAGGGACAGGAGAAACACAACAGUGCUCGUGGAGGCAGUCGCUCCAGGAGUCACUCUCGUAGCAGAGGAAGGUCUUCUUCACGCUCAAGCUCUCGCUCUUCAAAGUCCUCAAGGUCCAGGUCCCACUCAUCUCGUUCCCGUUCUCGCAGCCGUUCUCGCUCUUACUCGAGAUCAAGAUCAAGGAGUAGAUCCAGGUCAUCUCGAAGUCAGUCUCGCUCCAGAUCAAGAUCCCGUUCUCAUUCACCCACCAAGAGACGCCGUGGCCAAAAAUCGCGGAGCUCUUCUCCUCCCUCCACGUCAGUGUUGGGUGCCCCCUCCUCCAAAAUGUCUACAGAUAACAGGCUAGGGGAGGAAAACAAAGGCCACCAGCUCCUGAUGAAGAUGGGCUGGAGUGGCUCAGGUGGUUUGGGGGCCAAAGAACAGGGCAUCCAGGACCCCAUCAAAGGAGGAGACGUCAGGGAUAAAUGGGACCAGUACAAAGGUGUGGGCGUGUCACUGGACGACCCUUAUGAGAACUAUCGCAGGAACAAGAGUUACAACUUUGUUGCCCGCAUGAAGGCAAGAGAGGAAGUCAAUCGUGAACCUCAGGAAGCCCCUCCAACCGACUGAGUUCAUCGAAUCGCAUUGAACAGUUUCCUCAUGUUCCAUUUGCAAAAAUAUAGACUUCACUGUACAGUGCCCUUCUAAGAUUUUAUUCUGCAGUCCCAAUACUUUCUCUGUAACCCAGUACCAAGUAACUGAAAACCAACAAUGUUAAAUUUGACCACACAUGAAAAGCUGGAGGGCACUAAGGUUCAACACUCUGGGUGUGCUUGUCACAUCACAAAGAACUGUCUGUGGAUGAAGAAGUGAGCACUAACACUAGUAACAGUUAGGAUUUUGAAUGUGUAAUUUAGCAGUUUUGAAAAGUCCAACAAUAAACAUUAGGGGUGUAACAGGGUUUGUUUUCAUGGGUCAUGGUUCGGUACAUGUAGUCACGUGAUAAAAACGUAGUCACCAUAAAAACAAUCAAUCACAUAUGAGAGCAUUUACCCGCAGUAACACGUACAAGUGUUUGCUCACCACUAUUAAACAACCAAUGAAGAAGAGGAAAAAGCAGGUGCAACAAAACAGAGAAAGAAAUGCAAGCUUCAGUGGUAAGAGCAAGCAGAGCAACGUCAGCCUGAAAGCUUCUCUCCUCUGCAUGUACGUGCUGUUUUUAAAAAGCCUCGGAUGUGAAAGAGAGAGCUGGAAGACAUUAAUGAUGUUUAUACAUUUUCAAGACGGGAUGUGCAGAAGUAGUCAACACCAGCUGCAAGUGUGUAUUUAAGUGCUCUGCUCAGGCUCUGUUACAACAUCCCACCCUAUGGUUACAUACACUAGUUUGUGGUCUACUCUUGCAAUAAUAUCCUUUGUACCAGGUAUUUAUUGACAACUAUGUGAUGUGCUCACAGUAGAAUCAUAAAUAUGAUGCAUUUCUCUAGAAUGCACAUUUUAAUUUGCCCUUUUAACAAAUGUAUUUUACAUGUCAAAAAAUACAUUGGACUAAUCAUUUCUGUUGAAUUAUAUUUUGCAUUUUUCCUCUUUUUCUGUCACUUUGAAUACACCACAGGUUAUACCAACAAUCAGAGGUAGUUCAAAAUAGCAGUAGAUGAAAAAAAAGGAAGCUGCACUUUUGACAGUUAAAAGAAAUAAGGGAAACCUAAUCAUUCAGGGACUUUUUGGUCCUUUUUACAGAUGAACCGUGCCUGUUCCGAACCGUGACCCAAAAACCAAGGUACAAACCUAGCAGUACCUCUGUGAACUGUUACUACAUGGAUAGCAUCAUUCAUUAUUCAGCCCCAGUGUUUUGUAUUUAAGUACCUUGAAAGCCGGUUAGACCUUUUUCAGUGUCGAGACUCAUAAAGUAGAUCUGACUUGGACUUUAUGUGACAAAAAAGAGGUGGAGAAAUUUAUCAACUAUUGUGAGGAAAUAAACUAAAAUGUGCGAAGUGUCAAGGCAGUCCACAGAUGAUCAGGGUAUUAUGCAAAAUUAUUUCAGUCUUGGCUUUACACAUUUGUUUUCACUCUCAAAGGUCAGUCUGUUUAAAGUAGAAAAACUAAAUUUGUUUGGCCUUGAUGGUAUAACUCAUAAAAUUGCUUGUUGGAGAUUUUCAUUGCAAUUUUAUUUUUAAGAAUUAUCUUAGUUUGAUGAGAGUAUUGAUAAUCGCUUACUGUGGAUGAUGGGAAGAUUUUCAAUAACUCAAAACUGAGGGCGGGCGGGGGGAUUUUUAAUUGUGUAAACUCACCCGUCUUGAUCUUGUUUGUUUUGGCUGCUGAAUAUUGUGAUACUUUUUCAUGUCAUGACUUAUUCUAUGGAAAAAUAUUGGUCAUUUAGUUGUAGUAUUAAAAUAAAUCCUACAAAACAAAGUAUGACAAUGAAAUCAGUCGCAUUUUCCACACAAAUACACUGUCACAGCCUUAAGAUAAAGAACAGCGAUUUACCCUUUUUCAUGUUGAUAUCAUGAGA